This is a messenger RNA of Telopea speciosissima, 635 nucleotides long. RefSeq names its product autophagy-related protein 8f. NCBI's taxonomy places the organism in Eukaryota, Viridiplantae, Streptophyta, Magnoliopsida, Proteales, Proteaceae. The record is from RefSeq and is a predicted model, not a curated record. Gene Ontology annotation, biological process: cellular response to nitrogen starvation. The transcript is spliced from 5 exons. The coding region runs from base 35 to 403 and encodes 122 amino acids.
GUUUGAUUUUUCUUUCGCAGUACUUUCAGGAGAAAUGGCAAAGAGUUACUUCAAGCAAGAGCAUGACCUUGAGAAGAGACGUGCCGAGGCUGCUAGAAUUAGGGAGAAAUAUCCUGACAGAAUCCCGGUGAUCGUGGAGAAGGCUGAGAGAAGUGAUAUUCCAAACAUUGAUAAAAAAAAGUACUUAGUCCCAGCUGACUUGACAGUGGGUCAAUUUGUCUAUGUAAUCCGCAAAAGAAUCAAAUUGAGUGCUGAAAAGGCUAUCUUCAUUUUUGUGGACAAUGUCCUCCCUCCAACUGGUUCGAUAAUGUCUGCCAUAUAUGACGAGAAGAAGGAUGAAGAUGGAUUCCUCUAUGUUACCUACAGCGGGGAAAACACAUUUGGGCACCAGAUACAACUGUAGAGCAAGGCCAAUGGGUUUUCUGACUUUUAUCUUCCUUUUCUUGCUUGUGUUGAUAAUAAUUCUAUUAUCAAUUCCUAAAAUGUAAAGACCUCUCCAGUGUCUAAUAUGUACAGUCAUAUUAUGUAUAUAGCUCCAGGAGACAUUGUCAAAUAUUAUAAUUUCUGAUUUAUAAUUUAAAUAAUUCAUUGUCUUCUAAUAUAUGAGCUUUAAAACCAUGGUGAUGCUUUCACUU